Messenger RNA from Lonchura striata (white-rumped munia), 1444 nucleotides. NCBI's taxonomy places the organism in Eukaryota, Metazoa, Chordata, Aves, Passeriformes, Estrildidae. The record is from RefSeq and is a predicted model, not a curated record.
AAGCUGCUGGAUGUUGGAUUGGAGGUGUAUCCAUAUUCCCCAGGAGAAGCUGAAGAUGGCACAGAGGAAGCAGUACAGAUAACCCUGAGGCUCCCUCAUAAUGUGAUUUAUUUUAAAGUGCCUGUGGUAUCCCAAUGGGAUCCUGCAGGCCAGCAGUGGAGAACUGAUGGCAUCAGCAACACAACCUAUGAAGCAGAAGAAAAGAGCAUCACCUUUAGCAUGGGUGCCUUUUACACAGUAGCCCUCCUCCAGGAUGCUCACCUGAACCUGCCCUAUCAGGCCUGGGAAUUGCACCCUGCCGGUGUGGAUGAAGGACUCUUCACAGUUACUGCAGUCUUUGCAACCAUUCAGAUACAAAUUAAGGAUAAUCAGUGUAUGUUGUCUUCAGUAGUGGUGGAAGAAGAGGAGGUGCUUUCCCACAUCACAGGAAAAUGGAUGAGUCCUUUCGCCCUCAGAGCAGCUUUGAAAAGAGCUGGAGUGAACAUUUUCCCAGCAGGGUACUCUCCCAAGUAUGUCCCUGUGCCCAGGAAGGCUGCCCUGGCAGAACUGAAGGCCUAUGAACAGAUGGCUCUGCUUGCAGCCGCUUUUGCUUUUGCUCACAGCAAGUGGAAUGGAGAAGCAGGGCCAGAGCGAGUCGUGUUCAAGGCAAGGGAACAUCUCACAGCAGGCUCUGCCGAAGACAAUGACUGGUCUCUUUUUAUGUUCAACGGUGAGAAAGUACAAAACCUCAAGCUCGCUGAGACCAGUGAUGCUUUUUCAGAAGAGCUGGAAGAAGAGUCUGAAUUCCACUCCACACUCUACCAUAUGCUCAAGGCUUCUGCCAGCAGUGAAGCCAUGGAUAAGGUGGAAAGAGCUGGCUUCCUGUUUAUUGAUUCAGUGUAUCAGCUGCUCCUUGCUACCAGAGUUUUAGCAUACUCUUAGAAUACUGCAUGCUUUCUUUUACAGCUUUAUUAUCAAAAGCUUUCAGUAAAGUUACAUUUCAACUCUUUAAUCAUUUUCUAUUCAAAACAUUGAAACAGAUUCUGAAAUGCAAACAUAUUAUAUUUGUUCAAGCAAAAUAAACUCUUACUCAAUUGGGGCUAGACCACCUAGACGUGUAUUGUUAGCUAUAUUCAAAAUUGCAGUUCUGUGUUAACCUCAGUAAAACUGAGACCCUUUUAACUACUUUUAAAGAAUACUUCUGUCAGAAUGGGAAAAAGGUUAUUUUCAUUUCCAGUCACGCUUUAAAGAAAAAAUACUUCAUCUCCCCACGCCCCUGCCAAAAAUACCCAGAAUCCAACAAAACAAAUCCAGACAUGUAACCUUAAAUAAUGCCAGGCUGGAGCAGGGUGCUGACAAGGCCAAGAUUCUGAACUCAGUCUCCACGUUCAACUCGAACCUCGUGGCCCUUUCUAACUCAUAAUCUCCUACGCUCAGAAAUAAAGAAAUAACAGCUUUCACCAGC